AUGGGAGUUUUUCUCCACUUUUUCUUUGUCUCUGUGGCUCUCUUUUACGGACAAGUCCUAUCCUGCCCAAAUGAUCAAUGCCGUAUAUUGGCAUUUCCAUCCACUUUGUUCUUCGUGGGAGAACGUCUUAUUAACCACACCAUAGCAAACAUCAGUGUGAUUGACAGGGAUACGUGUGAAUAUCGUUGCUACUUGGACCACAACUGCGUCAGUGUUAACUUUUAUUUUGGAGAAAACGGUGCAGAACCACACAACUGUGAACUGAAUAACUCAACGAGUAAAGAGUAUGAUAAAGAUCUGGUGAAAGCAGCGAACUACGUGUACCACGGAACCAAGAAUUUUUGCGCUCAAGCUCCAUGUAAAAAUUACGGCACCUGCCAGUCGGGAUUUACAAGAAAACGAUAUCGAUGUUUAUGUGCGUCUGGAUUCACUGGCCACGACUGUGAGGAAGACAUCGGCGAAGAUGCUGAGAAUACCUCCAACAGUAGCAAUGAAAACGCUAUUUGCGAAAAUUCCGGUGGAUCUUCGAAGUGUAUAUGUAAACCUGGAUUCAGUGGGGAUGGACACAACUGUACAGACAUCGAUGAGUGUGCUGAAGAUCCCCACAGCUGUAACAAGGACAAUGCCACAUGUAAAAAUACCGAGGGAUCGUUCAAAUGCUCUUGUAAGCCGGGAUUCAUUGGGGAUGGACACAGCUGCCGAGGCUUAUUAGGCUUCGUUCCCGAGAUGCCUGCCGAGUCUUGUGGAGAGAUCAAAGCUAGCGAACGAAGGAUGGCUGUCAGCGGUAGAUAUUGGCUGGAGCCCCAGGAGACAAACAUGAAAUCCAAGAAGUUUUUGGUAAUUAAAUUAUUAUUCUUCAAUCAUGGGUUAUUCAAGAAAAGAUAG
Molecule: messenger RNA, 885 nt
Organism: Pocillopora verrucosa
Lineage: Eukaryota; Metazoa; Cnidaria; Anthozoa; Scleractinia; Pocilloporidae
Source: RefSeq, a predicted model, not a curated record